AGACUCCUUAAUAUCCAUUUCAGGCCCCACUAGGUGUAGCGACCCUCCGCAGCGUCUUACAACCAAAACUGCACAUGUUUUUAUAGGUUUAAUUUCCUUUAAACUCACCACUCAACAGUUUCUCAUUUGCUUGUUGUCUUUCUUGAAACAUAAAAAAUGCCUUCACUUGUUCAAUUCCUUCCUCUAUUUCCUUUCUUUUUCUUGAUUUCUUUCUGUGUUUCUCAUGGACCCUUUUUACCAAAAGCCAUAAUUCUCCCUGUAAACAAAGAUCCCUUCACUUUCCAAUAUGUGACACAAGUCUACAUGGGCACUCAUCUUGCCCCCAUAAAGUUAGUUGUAAAUCUUGGUGGUUCAUUUCUUUGGGCUGAUUGUGGCUUAACAAGUCAAAAACUUGUACCUUGUAAUUCACUAAAAUGCUCUAUGACUAAGCCUAAUGGUUGCACUAACAAGAUUUGUGGUGUGCAACAAGAAAAUCCCUUUACAAAAGUGGCUACAACAGGGCAAUUAGCAGAGGACAAUUUUGCUGUGGAAUUUAUAGAUGAGUUAAAAACAGGUUCAAUUGCUUCAAUUCAUCAAUUCUUGUUUUCUUGUGCAUCAACUAGUUUGUUACAAGGACUUGCUAGAGGUGCUAAAGGUAUGUUAGGCCUUGGAAAUUCAAGAAUUGCAUUGCCAUCUCAGUUGUCUGAUGCAUUUGGUUUUCAGAGGAAAUUUGCUCUUUGUUUAUCUGAUUCAAAUGGUGCUAUAAUUUCUGGUGAAAGUCCUUAUUUGUCACUUUUGGGUCAUGAUGUUUCAAGAUCCAUGCUUUACACACCUUUGAUUUCCUCCAAAGAUGGUGUUGCAGAAGAGUAUUACAUUAAUGUUAAAUCCAUCAAGAUUAGUGGCAAGAAAUUGUCUUUGAACAUAUCUUUGUUUACAAUGGAUGAAGAAGGUCAUGGAGGGACAAAGAUUAGCACAAUUUCCCCUUUUACAACUCUGAAGAGUUCAAUUUAUGAGAAAUUUGUUGAGGCAUAUGAAAGAUUUGGUAUUUCUAUGGGAUUGAUUAAGGUAGAGCCCGUAGCACCAUUUGGGCUUUGCUUUAGCGCAAAGGGGGUAGAUUUGACAAAAGUAGGACCGAAUGUGCCAACUAUUGAUCUAGUAUUGCAAAGCGAGAUGGUUAAGUGGAGGAUAUAUGGGAGAAAUUCAAUGGUGAAGGUAAAUGAUGAAGUGAUGUGUUUGGGAAUCUUGGAUGGAGGGGUGAAUCAAAAAGCAUCAAUUGUUAUAGGGGGUCAUCAAUUGGAGGAUAAUCUAUUGGAGUUUAACUUGGGGAUUUCUAUGCUUGGAUUUACUUCUUCAUUAUCAAUGUCAGAAACAAGUUGUUCUGACUUCAUGUUCUCAAAGGAUGAAGCUUUUGAUUCUUGACUUGGACUUGGACAAAAUCCUUAACCCAAGAUUUUGAAUGCUAGAUUCCAACUUGUAUAGUUGUCUUAAGAACAUGUAUUGGCUCUUUUAUAUAAUCAUGACUUGGCCAAUCAUAGAAUAUUAGAGUACUAGUUUAUUGUGAGAGUACUCUUUAUUGUGAGGAGAGAUUGUUGGUUCUGGUUGAGUGAGUGUUUCUUGACUCACUUUGAGUCGUCCCAAAGCUAGGAGGCAUUCUGGCGGACGCAUCCGUGAGAAAGUUUUGAUAUGUAAGAACUGAUUUUUAACUUCCAGAUUAAAGAAUGUAUUUAUUCUAAA
This is a messenger RNA of Capsicum annuum, 1713 nucleotides long. Its product is annotated as probable aspartic proteinase GIP2. The transcript has a single exon. Gene Ontology annotation, biological process: proteolysis. Gene Ontology annotation, molecular function: aspartic-type endopeptidase activity. The coding region runs from base 157 to 1398 and encodes 413 amino acids. The record is from RefSeq and is a predicted model, not a curated record. NCBI's taxonomy places the organism in Eukaryota, Viridiplantae, Streptophyta, Magnoliopsida, Solanales, Solanaceae.